Tympanuchus pallidicinctus (lesser prairie-chicken) is the source of this 2659-nucleotide messenger RNA. RefSeq names its product glutamine synthetase. The record is from RefSeq and is a predicted model, not a curated record. Bases 25 to 1149 code for a protein of 374 amino acids. Gene Ontology annotation, molecular function: glutamine synthetase activity. The transcript has 7 exons. Lineage: Eukaryota; Metazoa; Chordata; Aves; Galliformes; Phasianidae. Gene Ontology annotation, cellular component: cytoplasm.
GCGGCGGGCCGCGGGGUCGUCGCCAUGUCGGUGUCACACAGCUCCAGGCUGAACAAGCUGGUGCGGGAGCAGUACAUGAGGCUGCCCCAGGGCGGGCUGGUGCAGGUCACCUACGUCUGGAUCGACGGCAGCGGUGAGGGCGUGCGCUGCAAGAGCAGGACCCUCGAUAAGGAGCCCAAGAGCAUCGAAGAUGUGCCCGAGUGGAAUUUCGAUGGCUCCAGCACAGCGCAGGCAGAGGGCUCCAACAGCGACAUGUUCCUGGUGCCUGUCUGCAUGUUCAGGGACCCCUUCUGCCUGGACCCCAACAAGCUGGUGCUGUGCGAAGUGCUGAAGUACAACAGGAAACCUGCAGAGACCAACCUGAGGCACACCUGCAAGAAGGUGAUGGACCUGGUGAAGGACAGCCACCCCUGGUUCGGGAUGGAGCAGGAGUACACGCUGCUGGGUGUCAAUGGCCACCCCUACGGCUGGCCCGACAACGGCUUCCCCGGCCCACAGGGCCCUUAUUACUGUGGGGUUGGAGCAGAUAAGGUGUACGGACGUGACAUCGUGGAGUCCCACUACAAGGCUUGCCUCUAUGCGGGCGUGAAGAUCUGCGGCACCAACGCCGAGGUGAUGCCCUCCCAGUGGGAAUUCCAGGUAGGCCCAUGCGAGGGCAUCGAGAUGGGUGACCACCUCUGGAUGGCUCGCUUCAUCCUCCACCGUGUCUGUGAGGACUUUGGGGUCGUGGCCACUCUGGACCCCAAACCGAUGACCGGCAACUGGAACGGGGCCGGGUGCCACACCAACUACAGCACCGAGGAGAUGCGGAAGGAGGGAGGCCUCAAACACAUCGAAGCCGCCAUCGAGAAGCUGAGCAAGCGGCACGACUACCACAUCUGUGUCUACGACCCGCGGGGCGGCAGGGACAACUCCCGGCGCCUCACCGGCCACCACGAGACCUCCAACAUCUUCGAGUUCUCUGCUGGCGUGGCCAACCGUGGAGCCAGCAUCCGCAUCCCACGCCAGGUGGGCCAGGACGGCUUUGGCUACUUUGAAGACAGGCGGCCGGCGGCCAACUGCGACCCCUAUGCGGUCACGGAGGCCAUCAUGAGGACCACGGUGCUCAACGAGACCGGGGUGGAGACCAAGGAGUAUGCAGAGCACUGAGGCCGUGGGAUGGGUGAGGGUUUUGUGUUGACGCUGAUCGUGCCCGUGCUCUCAGCUGUGAGCUCAGACUCUUUAGGAAAACUCGCUUCUGGUUUUGUGAAACGUUGCCUUAGAAAUCCUAUAUAUUUUAUAGUAAGAGGGAGGGGCCCAACCUAUUUUCUCAGCCACUUUUUCUGGUUCCUGGUUUUAGGUCACACCUGGGGAGGUUGUUGGUUUUUUUUUAAGCUUGGAUUGAAUUUUUUUUCUUCUGAUGGACUUUACACUGUGAUGUACAUAGAUUCCUACAUGGAAGCUGCAGCUGCUGCUGUUUGCACCUGGGCAGGGUGUGUGCUUUUUUUUUUUUUUUUUUUUUUUUUUUCCCCAGUGUCUCUGUUGCAAGGAAAUGAUAAUAAAGAAUUUUCCUGGCUGCGUGGCAGCUGUGUUAUCCUGCUACAGGUGCAUUUUUCUGUACCUCCAAGAGCUCCAUGCAGGAUUCAGUUCGAGUCUUGCCGAGGGGUUGAUGCUGCUGGGACCAGGCAGCGCAGGAGCUGAGAUGCUGGAGGAGCCCUGGGGCAGUUUUAGCUGCUGCAGGGGCUGUGCUGCCCCAUUUGCCGCAUCCCAAAGCUCAUCUCCCUCCAUCGUGAUCCCCACAAGGCAAACAGAGCAGCACAGCCUGAGCAAACAGUGGCCGGGGCAGCAGCUGGCGGGUGUUUGCACUGAGCUGCUGAGUCAGCACUGCACACAGCAGGUGGGGAACAGCCCUUGGGAACACUUGGGGCUGAGCCAUGGGGCUGAGCGAUGCCCCCACUGCACCCCCAGCACGAUGCCCCUCGGCAGCUCGAGUGAUGGAUGCUCUGCUGAUCCCCGGGAUGCGGUGUUGGUGUCUGUGAUCCUGGAGGCCGUGGAUUUCUGAGCAAAACGCUUCAGUGUCACUCCAGAUGACCGUGGACAGAACGUGGGUGCAAGUGAAGGGAGUGGUGCACAACAGUGCCUGUUCUGCAACUGCAGGAUCCCCUGUUGGGUGGCACGGGCUGGUCCUGGGCUGGGACAGCUGCAUGGCCACUGGCAGCAGUUACCCAGAGAGGAUGGGGUACUUGCUUUGGGGAUGGAUGGUCUCACAUCUGCCCUAGUGCUAUCAGAAGGAUAUUGAAUCUUGUUUUGCCUUUUCCUGUGAAGCGAUGAGCCCAAUCUACAGAUCCCAGCUCCCUCCUGCUGGUCACAGCACUGCCAGAGGAGUGGGAGAGAUGGCAGUGGGAGAUGGAGAUGCUGUUGUGCCCCAGAUCUGUGUGUAGCCAGGAGCCCAUGGUGUCUCUGAGCCAUUCAGUAAAUGCAGCCUGCUCCUCCCCACACUAACAGGGAUGUGUUUUCCUCCCAGAAAUUGCCAUUCAGUAUUUUUAAUGCUCUUCAUCCAAACCACAACUCUGCCUUGUUUUCCUCUCAUUUCUAUGAUGUCUUUAAUGGGUGAUGUGAGCACUGGGACAGUGACUGCUGCCUGCAGCUGGAAAAUCAAUAAAGAGCUAAAUCUGGAGCA